AUGGAACAGCGUGUUUUAGGUGUCUAUGAGAGAUUCAGAAAUCUCCAGAAACUGAAAAAGCCACUCUACCUCUCAGCCUUUACGAUAGUGACGAGCUGUAAGGAAGCCAUGGAGGCACAGGGGAAAACACAUCCCGGCCCAAUGGAUUACUUGGAGUGUUUGAUGAGUGUUAGAGAUAAUUUUAAGAAAAUCACUCAAGUGAAGGACGAAGGAUACAUAUAUGCCCUCAGCGCAGUCAUUUCAAUGGUCCCUCUUGAGGUCGUAGCUAAGCUUAGUGAUCUUCUCUAUGAAUUCAUCGAUACUGUUAUUGAGAACACUACAAAUACUCUUGUCUUGAAGUAUUGCUCCGUCGUGCUCCAGUUUUUGUUAGAAAGUAAGACCAAGGACCAAUGGAAAAAUGAGGAGCAGACUAUUAAUAUCUUCAUGAGGCUCUUCCACUUUGGAUUACAUAGCAAGGACCUUGUCAAGAGACAGGCUAUCAGAAGUUUCAUGGUCAUUUGCCAUCAGAAAGACCCAUCUUACUUUAACAAAGCUAUGAAUGAACUUGAGAAAGGUAUCGUAAAAGUUCUAGAUCAAGCAGAUGUAAAUAAAUCCAGGGCUAUCAAUUGCUUAAACUUCAUUAAUUGUGUGAUCCCAGUUGCUAUUUCUCCAAAUAUUGUGAAAAAGCUAGCAGAAUAUUCUGAAAUAGAUAAUCUGGUCUUGAAGAAGCAUAUUUACUUUGUAAUUGAGACUAUUUUCGCAGCGACUAAGUUAUCAACAGGCUUUGUUGAGGAAUUCCUCAUCUAUUUAUUGAAAAAUGUGCCUGUAGCUACUGACACAAGAAAUAUGAAGAACGAAGGGGAACUGAUGAUCGCAGGUUAUUGUGUAGCAGUAGCUCAAGUAGCAGUUCAUUACAAGAAGUGCGAAGAUAACAAUGUGCUGAAAUACCUGCCAACUCUGAUAUCGAUUCUUUCUGAGUUCCUUAUCAGUGGAAUUCAUCGAAUCAAAAUGGGAGCUUUCACUGCUAUUAAGAACAUUAUUGUGCAUACUUUGUCAAAAUCAGACUUCGUCCAAACUGAAGAGAGCAAGAAUACUGAACUGGGAGAUCUCAAUUUUGACUUGCUUACUAUCAGGGAUGAGAACACUAAAAUUCAUCCUUUGAAGAAAAUCUGCAUGAUGUUCCAGUAUUGCCUGAACUCUAGAUUUGAGAGUUGCUAUUCUGAAGUUAUCAAACUCAUCUCAGAGUUCAUCAACAUUGGAGCUGAGAAAACCACCGAAUUCGGAGGUAUCGAUCUGCUUACCAAACUCGGCGAUCUUGGAAUUAAGAGAGAGUGAUACAAAGCAUGGACUGAAUGCCAAGGGAAAUUCUUGGAGAAGUACAAAAGUGAGUUGUUCUUUACCACAGUUCCAAUGAAACUCCUCGAUUAUGAUCUCAACUCUGAAUCUUACUCCCUAGAUUCCAGAUCUUACCUUAUUGGAGUCAUUAAGAGAUUUGUGAAGAACGAGUCAAUCGAUUUCUAUGUGCAGAAUUUCUUCCCAUUGAUAGACCUCUUGAUGAAAUCUCGUAAGGAAGCACUGAAGGAGAAGCAGCAGAUCAAGGUGAAGAAAUACGAGACCUUGAUUUGCCAGAUUUGGGAAAUCAUGCCAAACUAUCUCGGUAAUUACAGAGACUACGGAUUUGAAGACGCCACUUACCUUCAAGUUUUGCUCAAAAAUAUGGACAAGAUUGUUGAAAAGAACUUGUUUUCAGCUAGGAUCAUUACUCUUAAGAAUUACUGUGCACUGAUAGAUUUCUUGAAGGGUGCUCCAAAGACAGAUCUGAAGAUCAAGAAGGCAAGAAUUUUUAUGAUGAAGAAAGCAGUCACUUACAUAAACUCCUUCUCUGAAUUGUACUUACAGGCUGUAGACACUCAAAAAGCUUCAGCAGUUUCAAGCAUUAGAGAGAAUGAGCAUACCUUAUUGUUGAAGACUAUUUCCAAGUUUGGAUGGUUAGCAAAGAGAGCUAAGCUAUACGACCUCUUCUUCAAUGAGCUGACCAACAUUGUAGGAGAGUUCACAAACUUCGAGACUGAACUCCAAGAAGACGAAUCCAUGGAACUUGACGAGCAAGCCAAAACUUUGAGAAAUAUAGAGAAUGAAGCUACAAAGAAGAAGAUUCUUCGUAAGAUCGAUAUCAUUAUCUGCCUUAUGGAGAGAAUCAAGCUCUCUAAGAGACAUUGUGAGCUGAUAAUCAAGUUUGCUGAUUCUAUUGCGAAGUCUAAGAUCACACAAAAGAAGGCUUUCAAGAUCCUGUCUAUUAUUCUGGAGAGCUACGAAGUUACUUCUUAUGAGGAACUUAGUGAUAUAUUCUCUCAGCUCACUGGAUAUGCUUUCUCAGCAACACAACAAAAACAAAAACUUUACAUGCUGAAAAUCUUUCUUUCAAAGAUUAAGAAGCCAAAGAAGGAAGAUGAUAAGAUGGAGAAUGAUUAUGAUGAUCUCGCUAAUAACCCUGUUGAGGACUCUGACGAGGAUGAUCCAGAAGAAGAAAUGAAGAAGAUCGAGGUUAAUGAUGAACAGAGACAAGAGAUUAUUAAUACUAUCCUCCCAGAAAUUAUUACUGGAUUUUAUAGUGUUCAAGCUAAAUCAAAGAAGAUCUCUGAAUCUCUUCUAAUCGACCUUGUUAAGCUAUGCAGAAAUCACUUUAAUGAGUUCCUUAAGAAACUCUUAGCAGGUUUUGCUGGAGAUACCGUCGACACGCGAGCAUCUACCCUCACAAUCCUCACUAAAGUCCUCAAAACAAACUCUAGCGACUUCACAGAGACCAACCUCGUUAAAAUUACUAAAAUAAUCCUCUUAUUCCUGAAACAGACCUCUUCCAAGCUCCAAAAAUCUGUUUUAAAAUGCUUAAAAGUCCUUUUAUCAAUCAUCUCGCUUGAAUCCCUCACUGCUCUCAGUAGUGAGGUCCUCCCAGCAGUAAUUUCCUUCGAAGGCAGACAAAAACUCAACAUCUACGUACGCUACAUCAUCGGCAAGUUCAUCAAAAAGCUCGGCAAGGCCACAGUCAAAGACCUCGUGCCCGACUCUGAAGCAGCCUUGGUCGACUAUGUUGAAAAGAUGAUCAAGAAAGAAGCCAAACAGCUGAAGAAGUCAAGACAAGUGGUUAUGGACGAUGAAGAAGAGAGGGAAAGAGAUAGACUUAUUGAAGGAGAGAGAGUUGACGACUUUAAGGAUUCUGACGAUGAGAGCAGUGAGAGUGAUAGCGAUGAUGAGGAGUAUGCCAAGAGGGAUGCUAAUAUUGCUGAUUUUGAUAUCCCAGUUGUCAGGCAUCUUAAAGAGAUCGAGGCUGGCAAUGAUGAAGAGACUAAAGGAGAGAAACCAGACAGGAAAGCACAAGUAGAGAAGGUUCUCCAAACAGUUGACGAUGAAUUCUCCUCCCACUUCUAUGACAACCCUAUCUUACUUGUCAAGAAGCGUAAAGCAGAGAGGAAGAGACUUGAGGAGAUUAACAAGAGGCAAAUCGACCGUGAAGAGCGUAUUAGAAACAGAAAAGAAGUAGAUGGUGAAGAUGACCUGUUCUAUGAAAAGAAGACGAGAAAGUUUGUAGUCAAGGAUACUAUGAAGAACGAGAGACAAGUCAAACAAGCCCAGAAGAGGAAGAGAGUUGAAAGAGAUGAGUACAUUAACCAAGUGCUCCCCAAGGAAGUCAGGCAGAUGAUCGAUCUUGAGGAGAAAGCCAGGAGUGUCCAUAAGAGAAAGAGAGUUAACGAGAAAGAAGAUAUUGAUGACUUUGUACCAAUGAAAUAUGUGAAUAAAGGAAAGAAUGAUAAGAGCAAAGAAGGUCACUUUAUCAAGCAAUCUGGAUCUUCCUUUAAAGGAAAGGGAGGAAAGAGUGAUAUCCUCAAGAGCGGACAGUAUGAGCCAUACGCAUACAUCAAGCUUAAUCCUAAGAUGAUUAAUAAGAGGUUCAGAGACAAAGCUGUCAAGAGUUUCGGAACUGUUGUCGAGAAGAAAAAGCAAGAUAAAAGGAAAGUUAAGGAUGGAAUGUUCGCUGGAGCAACCAUUAAGAAAAAGUAAUCUGC
Messenger RNA from Moneuplotes crassus, 4040 nucleotides. NCBI's taxonomy places the organism in Eukaryota, Ciliophora, Spirotrichea, Euplotida, Euplotidae. The record is from the annotation of a GenBank genome assembly.